GACUAGCACGCUUGGAGAACACACAGUGAGCGGAGCGUCCGCAGUCGCAGUAGCACUCGAAUUCCGCUUAUCCGCAUCCGCAGCGUUUUCGAAUUUUUCAGACCAACCAUUCGAUCCGAUCCGAUCCAUCUGGCACAUCCUAACCAUCUCUAAUCGUAACCCCAUCAUCGUGAUCGCGUCCGUAAUCGCUCCGUUUUGGCGUAGUCGAUGUUCCGGUUUUGUGUGCAAUCGUUUGCAAAGGAGAUCGAAACAAUAAUCUCGGCGGAUAGGAAAUUUGAAACACGAAUAUUCGUUUCGCAAUCCUAGAGAGUCGUUACAAUUUGAAAACCCCGCAAAAAAAAAAAUGGUUUAAAUGCGAGCAAUUCGAAGAUCGGAAAAUAUAUAAAAAUAUAUAUAUAUAUGAUUUGUGCUGUGUUUGAAAAAGGAAUAUCAGAAAAAAAUUAUGAAAAUGUUGAAUUGUUGUUGCCGUAAGUUUUAAAGUGUGCAAAGUGCAACUCUCUGAAAAUCAACGAAGAAUACAACGCGUCCAAAAAAAGAAUCGUAAAACUGAAAAAAGCAAACAAACAUAAAAACAAGCUCGUCAACUAUGUUAGCCAACCGAAGUUGGGCCGCAUAAACAAGCUGAGAUUGCUUCAUUCCUCGCUCCCCGACUAAACCGCGGGAAUUUCUGACAUGACAAGAAAGUCAUUGGCGUUGAUAAGAUGCAUUAUCAGCGGGGAAGACGAAGAUGAAGAUCCGCAACAGCAACAGCAGCAAUUGAAAAGUGUUGAACAAGUCUACGAUAUGAUAACCUAAUUUCCUGCCAGGAAAGAGGCGAAAAGAUUUUAACGAAAAUUUAAACGGGCUCACAGAGAGAGAGAGAGAGAGAUACUUGCAAAGCGAAGCCAAGUCAGUGAAAAGAAAAGAAAAAACGUAAUCGAAACGAAAGUAAGAAAAGAUAUAUGAAAACGGGGCGUACAUAUGUUUCAACGACACCCGAGGGCGUGGCGCACGCCCAAUAAACUGGCAAACAAUCUAUAAACAACUGUGAGACUACACAGCGAUUUAUACAGAAAUUAUAAACAUUCGGACUCAGAUUCCGAACCGGGCUCGAGAAACCCCUGUGAACCAAAGUGGUGAUCUUUGAUGCGAAGAAACCUGCGCUUGGACUGGAGGGCCCUGGCGCUGCUGGGCGCCCUCCUCUCGUUCAUAAUCGCCUGGCGGGGCCUUGUAUCUGCGAUGCCCCUUAUGGCCAUGGACAACAACCUGACAGACUCAUCCGGAUCCACAUACUCAUCCACAUCCAGAUCAAAAUACAACAGCACGAACAAUAGUAAUCUGUUUAGUAAUAGUUAUCUACAAAGUGAUCAUAGUCGUAGUAGUUUAGUGCCGAGCGCAGUGAGUGAACGUAGUGUAAAUCAACCCACAAAUCAAAGUAUUAAUGCUGAAUUUAAUCAGAGCUUAAGCGCGCAUCCAACUGCCAUAACAAGCACAACGCAAACCCAAACUCAAACCCACAUCCAAUCCCAAUACCCAUCCCAGGCGGAGGAUUCCGAUCAGCUGGAGGAGCCGCUGGGAUUCGUCAUCUCAGCGAUGCCGAGCGAGCAUCUGGCGGUCCUGUCGCGUACCGAACGCAGCAUUCGUCACCAGAAUCAGCAGCAGCAGAAGAAGCACCAUCAUCAUCACCAGCAACAGCAGCAGCAGCCAAUGUCGCCCGCUGACAAUAAUUUCAUUGGUUCGAAAUCGAAAAGACUGAGCAACCCUAGAAGUAGUCUUAACAUAAAUAGCAGUAGCAGUAACACGCCCAUCAGCAAUCUGGACCGUAACGAACGCUCCACGGUGCCACAGUCCCACUUGGCGUGGACUUCGCGCAAGAUCCAGCUGUACAUCAAAAAUCGCAUCCUUCAGAUCUUAAGGGAUGGCGUUGUCAACGGAACCCAGGACGAGAAUAGUGAAUUCACGAUUCUCCAGCGAUCCACGGUGGAUGUGGGACGCAUCAAGCUGCAGAGUGUGGCCACUUGCCUGUAUCUCUGCAUGGACGCGUGCGGUGUUCCCUACGGCUCGAAAGACUUCACCGACGACUGCGUCUUCAACGAGAACAUGGGUCUUCAGAACUACAACACGUACUCCUCCACGUACCACUCUCAGGCGCGGCGGGUCUUCUACCUGGCCCUGAAUGGCAGUGGACAGCCCCGGCGCACCCAGAUCCCGGCCAGCCGAUCGCUGGGCAAGCUGAGCACCUACACGAACGCCAUCACGGAGACGGUGCCGCAGGAGCGGGUCGAGCAGCUGAUCGCCAAGAAUUUUGGGGCCAAUCGCGUCAAGCACGGCGUGCGGCAACUCUGUGAUACGGGCAAGCCGCUGAUCGAGCUGAUCGAUGUGGCCAGAUUCAAGGGGCCGCCACAUUGCAGCAGCAACACAAGUGGCAGCAGCAGCAGCAGCAGCAGUAGUAGCAGUAGUAAAAGUAGUAGCAAUAGCAGUAGCAGUUACGUUCCUGUGCCUGCGAUCAGCAGCCUGAGUAGUAUUAGUAACAGUAGUCAAAGCGAGAGCGGCCAUAUUAGCAGUAGCCUUAGCGGUAGCAGUAAUAGUAGUAGCAAUAGCAGUAGCAGUAACAGUAGCAGUAACAGUAGCAGUAAUAGUAGUAGACCGAGUGGUAGCAAGGCCAACAAGAAGAAGAAGCCCAAGUGCAAGCCGCACGAGCAGGAGGACACUCACAAUUGCCAGAAGCGCGGUGGCGCCGGAGCGGGAGCACUGCGAAAAUUGGGGCCCAAGGCGAAGAGAUGCAAGGAGCUGCGGGAAAAGGCGGCCGCGGAGAAGCGGGCGCCGCCCAAUUGUGGCAAGAAGAAUGGGGCCAGGAAGAAUCCUACAGAGGCGGCCAAAGCGGUGCAACAGCGACCCAAGGGAAACAUCCAGCACGGAGGCAAGAAGAAGCCGAACAAGGCGGGUAAACAGCGCCAAAAUGGGGGAAAAAAGCAGCAGCAGCAUCAGUUGCAGCAACAGCAACAACAGCCGCUGCAACAUCAGGCCAAAUCCAUUUCCGGUGGCAAGAGGAAGCACCGAAAAUUGGAUGCAAGUACCACCACCACCAUGGCCACCAGCCUGGCCACGCCCCCAAGUAGCCACUGGGAGAGCAGCUCACCCCUGCCCGCAUUUUCCCUUAGCGAAACCAGCGAUAGGGUGGAGCGCAACGUGCGCAUGAGCAGCGAUGAGGAGCAGGAUCAGGACAACGACCAGGAUCAAGAGCAAUCCGAUCCGGCGGAGCAGGGCGAGGAGGAGGCCGAGGGCGACGUGGGAUCCCUGGAAGAUGCCAGCUACGAGGACGCUAGUUCCGAGGCCCAAGGACGCAGCGGAGCUGGCGGCGACGAUUCGCUCUACUACGAUUUCGGACUGUUGUCCCCCCGGCGAUGAUGCAAAGUGCAACCAAGAUCCCCACUAAAGACGAUGAAUAUCAAUGUAUUACGACGGAGUCUCGAGUAUUUUAUAAGAACCUCUCAAGCGAACCAUUUGGAGUAUAAUUAUCAUCGAAAUGUAUUAUAAACGCACGCCCAUCCAAUCAAUCAGAUAGAUGUAAAUUCGAAGCCCUAACCUUACGCAACACCAAUGACCCAAAAGAGUCUAUUGAAAUACUUGAGUCUCUGUGGCGGAACUUUCACGAUCGGUUGACGAUGAAAAUACUCAAAAACACGACCACUCCGAUAAGUCUACCAGAAAACAAAACUUGAAAACUUUCAAAACGCUUUCCGAACACUGUAAAAACGAGUAAAGCGUU
Molecule: messenger RNA, 3748 nt
Organism: Drosophila sechellia
Lineage: Eukaryota; Metazoa; Arthropoda; Insecta; Diptera; Drosophilidae
Gene: bnl
Product: fibroblast growth factor branchless
Exons: 5
Coding region: 1126-3387 (753 amino acids)
Molecular function (GO): growth factor activity
Source: RefSeq, a predicted model, not a curated record